Molecule: messenger RNA, 591 nt
Organism: Gymnogyps californianus (California condor)
Lineage: Eukaryota; Metazoa; Chordata; Aves; Accipitriformes; Cathartidae
Gene: PRR29
Product: proline rich 29
Exons: 6
Coding region: 1-591 (196 amino acids)
Source: RefSeq, a predicted model, not a curated record
AUGGAGGUGGGGGCAGCGGGGGACCCCCAUGGGGUCUGGGGUGACACCCCAGCAGGGACCUACGUCAUCCCGCACAGGCUCCGACCUGAGCGAUCUCCCCAUGGAGCCAUGCCAGUGCCCCAGCAGCCAGUGAUGAUCCUCCAGCAGCUUCCCGGGACCGUGGCUGCCCUGGCCCCUGCCGCCGGACCCCCGCACGUCCGGGGAGAUUUAAUUGAGUUGAUGAUGAUUCAAAACUCCCAAAUGCACCAAGUGGUGAUGAACAGCCUGGCUGUAUCGGCACUGACGUCCUUUGGGUUUGGGCCAUCCCCAGCUGCUGCCCAGGUGAUGGCGGUGCCUUUGGAGACCGGAGAGGAAGAGGAGGCUGUGGUUUUCCACCAUCACUACGUCCCCUACCCGGGUCCUGCUCCUAUCCUGGCGUGGCCGGUCCCGGCACAGGAUCAGGGACCGGCGGCUGUGCGGUACCUGGGCACAGGCUCAUUAGCCGAGGACGGGGAGGUUGCCCCCCCUCCACCCCCCAGCGCCACGGGGACCGUGGGAGCCAACGUCCCGCCGGCAUCGGAGUACUACGACGUGGUGGAGGAGAGGCUGUGA